Penicillium canescens is the source of this 969-nucleotide messenger RNA. Its product is annotated as DUF924 family protein. The coding region runs from base 1 to 969 and encodes 322 amino acids. Gene Ontology annotation, molecular function: protein binding. Lineage: Eukaryota; Fungi; Ascomycota; Eurotiomycetes; Eurotiales; Aspergillaceae. The transcript has 3 exons. The record is from RefSeq and is a predicted model, not a curated record.
AUGAUUUUCAUUCAAAGACAGGCAAUUGCAAAAAGACUCGUUCAAACUGCGAGAUUCAAUCCCUUGACGCCAGUGGUGAUCCCUGCAACAGGUCCGAUAUCAUCCCAAAGCUGUCGAGUGCAAGCAAUUGAGAGGUCAUCCUUGCACCAAGGCUUCUACGGACCUAGCUUAAUACGCAAAUUUCAUUCAUCGCCCGUCACCAUGGUAAACCAGUCCGAGCUGAAGCAGACUCUCACGCCAACUCUCCUCGAUGACGUUCAUACCUUAUGGUUCGACCACCUGGAGAGUAAAGAAUCUCUCAUCCUACCAAAGAUGAGCGACAUGGGUCGGUGGUUCACGCGCGAUCCCGAAUUUGACAACGCUUGCGUCACGAAAUUCCGCCCAGCUCUGGAGACAAUUGUUAGCUCUGGAGCAUCGGCUUUGGAUAUAAUCGCUGCGGUGAAUCCAUCUUCCCCAAUGGAUUGGAUUAACAUGAUCAUCCUGGUAGACCAGAUGCCUCGCAACUGCUUUCGAGGAGACGAAUCAAAACUAGUCUUUAAAAACUUUGAUCCCUUGGCCGAGAAAAUUGCCCUACAGGCACUAAAAGAAGAUAUCCCGACUCAGUCCUCUUACUUCCGCUUUCGAUUAACUUAUCGGACUUGGUUCCAUUUACCCCUCAUGCACUCCGAAUGUCCGGCGGUUCAUGAGAAAGCUGUCCAGGUGCAUGGGGAUACAGCUAAAGAUAUAGAUGGAUUCGUGGCUAGGGACCCGUCGACACUAACCGAGGAAGAAAAGGAAUGCUAUGAUGUUCUAUCCAACCGAAUAGAUGCUGUCAGGGACUUUUUGAAGAUGAAUGAUGAGUUUGAGAAAAGGCAUAAGGUCAUCAUUGACAAGUUUGGACGGUACCCGCAUCGGAACCAGGCGCUUGGAAGGGUUUCCACCCCGGAGGAGGUUGAGUACUUGGAAAAUGGUGGUGAGACAUUCACCUGA